CUAACAACGCAGAGCACUGAACAAACAUGGAAGUUUCUACCACUUACGCGCAUCUUCCACUGUCUGCUCCUCACGCUCCAUAAAGACAACCGAUCCUCCGUUGAAGUUUCGCGAACUGCUCCCUUCCCCUCUUCUUCAGGGCACUGAACGGAACGGUCCCAUUACGCGACGAGCAUUUGAAUUGCUGAUCAGAUCCGCGAUAUUACCUGCACUGCAGCAUACCCAACCAGCUUUACUUCUCUGUCGGGCAAUGGCGGAAGACGGUACCGUCACGGUCUACGGCAGCAGCACCCUCGCCGACUCCAAGCAUAGCAACCCUUUCUCCAUCAAGGUCGGCCUCGCCCAGCUCCUCCGCGGCGGCGCUGUCGUCGAGGCCACCUCCCUUCAGCAGGCCAAGAUCGCCGAGGAGGCCGGCGCUUGCUCCAUCCUCAUCUCCGAGCCGCCUCCCCGCGGCGCCGCCAUCUCCCGCAUGCCCGAUCCCUCCCUCGUCAAGGAGAUCAAGCGCGCCGUCUCCAUCCCCGUCAUCGCACGCGCGCGCGCGGGCCACUUCGUGGAGGCCCAGAUCUUGGAGGCCAUCGACGUGGACUACAUUGACGAGGGCGAGGUCCUCGGCCCCGCCGACGAGCACAACCACAUCAACAAGCACAAUUUCCGGACCCCCUUCAUCUGCGGCUGCCGGGACCUCGGCGAGGCCCUCAGGAGGGUCCGGGAGGGGGCAGCGAUGAUACGGGCACAGGGCGAUGUCGCCGGCGGCAACAUUGCCAGCACCGUGAGAAGUGUGAGGGCGGUGAUGGGGGAGAUCAGGGUCUUAAGCAACAUGGACGAGGACGAGGUGUUUGGGUUCGCGAAGCGGAUCGGGGCCCCUUACGACCUGUUGGCACAGGCGAAGCAGGUGGGGCGGCUGCCGGUGGUGCAGUUCGCCGCCGGGGGGAUAGCGACGCCGGCCGACGCGGCCCUGGUCAUGCAGCUGGGCUGCGACGGGGUGUUCGUCGGGUCGGAAAUCUUCGACUGCCCCGACCCGUAUAAGCGGGUACGGGCUAUUGUUCAGGCGGUGAGGCAUUAUACUGACCCGCAUGUCCUCGCUGAGGCAUCCUCGGGAUUGGAAGAACAAAUGGCCGGUCUCAGCCUCAUGCGUGAACAAAUCGAAAACCAAACUGCUUGAUGCUGCGAUACGUCCCGCCGGCUGUAGACCAACGGUUCCAGUUGAACAAGCUGAAUCAAUCCGGUCCAUCGUUUGCUUACAUGUUUCCUGAUGUACGAGUUCUGUUUUUGGUUAGCGAUUGUUAACUAGAGAGAGAGAGAGUGGCUUUUCUUUUGUUGUGUUAUGGUGCUUAAUUUUGCCUAAAAAUAAUUAUGCAUAUGUAUCAUAACAAAAUUACAUAUAGAAAAAAUGUCCAAAAUUAAUUUUUA
Messenger RNA from Punica granatum (pomegranate), 1410 nucleotides. The record is from RefSeq and is a predicted model, not a curated record. NCBI's taxonomy places the organism in Eukaryota, Viridiplantae, Streptophyta, Magnoliopsida, Myrtales, Lythraceae.